CUCACUAUUAUAUAUCUCAUCCCCCACUUCAGCCCCCAAAAACAUUUCAUUUUCUCUUACAAGAAUCUUCAAAUAUGGAAUACGUGGAUACUUCACUCAAUCUUAACGUUGAUCCUUCUUCUAUGCACAUGGAUGGAGUUUUGGUGGAAGAGUUGCGUCGUCUAAGUUGUGAGAACAAGAGGUUGACCGGGAUGUUGACCCACUUGUGUGAGAACUACAAGGCUCUGCAAAAGCAACUGAGCCAAUUGAUCAACACGAAUUUUGAGCAAUUAGACCCAAUUGAAUCACGCAAGAGAAAAGCCGAGAGUGAUCAAUGGUGUACCAACAAAUUUAUUGGUGUUAAUAAUGCUGAAUGCAGCUCCAUCACCGAGGAUUCAUUCAGAAAGUACAAGGACUUCAACUCCUCCCCUAAGGUUUCCAAAGUUCUUGUCAAGACUGAAGCAUCAAAUAAUAGCUUAUAUGUGAUGGACGGAUAUCAAUGGAGGAAAUAUGGUCAGAAGGUCACUAGGGAUAACCCUUCUCCUAGGGCUUACUUCAGGUGCUCCUCUGCCCCAAGUUGCCCCGUGAAAAAGAAGGUGCAAAGGAGUUUAGAGGACCCUACAAUACUUGUUACAACGUAUGAAGGAGAGCAUAACCAUGGUCAUCAAAGAGCUGAAAUAUCACUUGUCUCAAACCAAAGAGAAGCCCCUCCAAAAGGGUCAAGUCCUGUUUCCUCACCUACACCCACAAUUCGAAGUGCUGCUUGCCCCACCGUAACGUUUGAUUUGGUCAAGUCAGGUUUGGUUGAACUUGAAAGUGCCCAAAAGUCAUCUAUCCAGCAAUUUUUGGUUCAACAAAUGGCUACUUCUUUGACAAGGGAUACCAAUUUCACAACAGCACUUGCCACUGCCAUUUCAGGAAAAAUUCUAGAGGCCCAAUGGUGAAUUAAACACAAACAUUAUUAGGAACAUGUUAUCAAUUUUAAAAAAUAAUCUCUCCUUUUUUUUAAUUACCAGAAAGAUUAUAAAAAGAGAUUAUUUUCUUAAAAUAAGUUCAAUCACGUAUAUACUCGCUGCACCGAACAGGGAUUGUAUUAGUUUGCUUGCUUCUUUUAGAGGGGCCGAAGAGACAAAUAGUUGGAAUGUAUAUAGAAAAUUAAAGUGAAAAAGAAAAAUUAUAUUUCCUUUUAUGAAA
Molecule: messenger RNA, 1173 nt
Organism: Glycine soja
Lineage: Eukaryota; Viridiplantae; Streptophyta; Magnoliopsida; Fabales; Fabaceae
Product: probable WRKY transcription factor 40
Exons: 4
Coding region: 75-923 (282 amino acids)
Biological process (GO): regulation of DNA-templated transcription
Molecular function (GO): DNA-binding transcription factor activity; sequence-specific DNA binding
Source: RefSeq, a predicted model, not a curated record